This is a messenger RNA of Mandrillus leucophaeus (drill), 1729 nucleotides long. RefSeq names its product T-box transcription factor TBX18. Gene Ontology annotation, molecular function: DNA-binding transcription factor activity, RNA polymerase II-specific; RNA polymerase II cis-regulatory region sequence-specific DNA binding. Gene Ontology annotation, biological process: somitogenesis; cell fate specification; positive regulation of DNA-templated transcription. Gene Ontology annotation, cellular component: nucleus. Bases 1 to 1518 code for a protein of 505 amino acids. The transcript is spliced from 7 exons. NCBI's taxonomy places the organism in Eukaryota, Metazoa, Chordata, Mammalia, Primates, Cercopithecidae. The record is from RefSeq and is a predicted model, not a curated record.
AUGGACGCUGCCCGCGCGCCUCUCCCAGGCUCAGGACUCUCGGGGACCAAACAAGCCACACUGGAGCCCCGAAUGCGCCCCUUCGACAGGCACAGUGUGGGUGUCUAUCGACUGGCUUGUUCUUUAGGAGGAUCCGAUGGCACCAAAGCUUCCCCUUUUCUCCCGGUCAUUUUCCCCUUCUCAGCCACUUGGCGCAUGUUUCCAGCAAUGAGAGUGAAGAUCUCUGGAUUAGAUCCUCACCAGCAAUAUUACAUUGCCAUGGAUAUUGUACCAGUGGACAACAAAAGAUACAGGUAUGUUUACCACAGCUCAAAGUGGAUGGUGGCAGGUAAUGCUGACUCCCCUGUGCCACCCCGAGUGUACAUUCAUCCAGACUCGCCUGCCUCGGGGGAGACUUGGAUGAGACAAGUGAUCAGCUUUGACAAGCUGAAGCUCACCAACAAUGAACUGGAUGACCAAGGCCAUAUUAUUCUUCAUUCUAUGCACAAAUACCAACCACGAGUGCACGUCAUCCGUAAAGACUGUGGAGACGAUCUUUCUCCCAUCAAGCCUGUUCCAUCCGGGGAGGGAGUAAAGGCAUUCUCCUUUCCAGAAACUGUCUUCACAACUGUCACUGCCUAUCAGAAUCAGCAGAUUACUCGCCUGAAGAUAGAUAGGAAUCCAUUUGCUAAAGGCUUCCGAGACUCUGGGCGCAACAGAAUGGGUUUGGAAGCCUUGGUGGAAUCAUAUGCAUUCUGGAGACCAUCACUACGGACUCUGACCUUUGAAGAUAUCCCUGGAAUUCCCAAGCAAGGCAAUGCAAGUUCCUCCACCUUGCUCCAAGGUACUGGGAAUGGCGUUCCUGCCACUCACCCUCACCUUUUGUCUGGCUCCUCUUGCUCCUCUCCUGCCUUCCAUCUGGGGCCCAACACCAGCCAGCUGUGUAGUCUGGCCCCUGCUGACUAUUCUGCCUGUGCCCGCUCGGGCCUCACCCUCAACCGAUACAGCACAUCUUUGGCCGAGACCUACAACAGGCUCACCAAUCAGGCUGGUGAGACCUUCGCCCCACCCAGGACUCCCUCCUAUGUGGGCGUGAGCAGCAGCACCUCCGUGAACAUGUCCAUGGGUGGCACUGACGGGGACACCUUCAGCUGCCCACAGACCAGCUUAUCCAUGCAGAUUUCAGGAAUGUCCCCCCAGCUCCAGUAUAUCAUGCCAUCACCCUCCAGCAACGCCUUCGCCACUAACCAGACCCAUCAGGGUUCCUAUAAUACUUUCAGAUUACACAGCCCCUGUGCACUGUAUGGAUAUAACUUCUCCACAUCCCCCAAACUGGCUGCCAGUCCUGAGAAAAUUGUUUCUUCCCAAGGAAGCUUCUUGGGGUCCUCACCGAGUGGGACCAUGACAGAUCGGCAGAUGUUGCCCCCUGUGGAAGGAGUGCACCUGCUUAGCAGUGGGGGUCAGCAGAGUUUCUUUGACUCUAGGACCCUAGGAAGCUUAACUCUGUCAUCAUCUCAAGUAUCUGCACAUAUGGUCUGAUGAAGCCUUUAAGUUAAAUGACAUUUGAAUCUGUCUAAUGUAUUUUCUUUUUCUUUUUUAAAAGCUAUGUGGAAACUCUCUGUAGUUUAUAAAAUGUACAUAUAAUAGAAAAUGAAGGCUCACUGGGUUUUUUGACUUUAUCAUGGUGAGAUUGUAAUUAUCUAUGGUAUAUAUGUAUGCUGUAUAUACAUAGCACAUGGAGUAUCACAGC